AACUGACUAUUAAAGCAUCUUUCAAAUGCUAUUACCUAGAAACGCGUAUUCUUGUUUAUUGAGAAACCCAAGAUAUUUUAAGUGAAUUUUAAAUCGAUCUUCUCUCUUGAUGCCCAUUUCAACAUGUCUGCUUCUGAGGUCCCACCUGAACUGCCAAAGUUCAUUGGUAAAUUCACCAAAGAAAUUGUGCAGUAUCAACCAGAUGAUAUAAUCGACUUCUCCAUCAAGUACUUCACAGCAUUAGUGAAAGGAGAGUGUUUUUCAAUGGAGCGUAAAGCCUUGGCACUCACCCCAGAAAUAUUAGCUUCCCUACAUGAGCAGUUAUCCGACAGAGGAAAAAUUAAUAGGUCUGACCUGGCAGUGUUCUGGAAACUUGUGAACAUUGAGGAGGACACCUUGAACCACAUCCUCUCUCUGGGACAGUUUGAAGAUCAGAUUGAGUGGGACAAGUUCCUGGCCUCGUGCUGCAGUUAUCUUGGACAGACUAUCAAAGAGGCGUUGACUCAGGCCUGCUACACAAUGAACUCUGACCCUGAUUGUAAGCCCCCGGACGCAUGCGUGCCCUUCGGAACCUUCCAGAUGCUCUACAAGUUCCUAGCAGAGAAGGAUGGAAAUGUCCUGAAGGAACAGAUAGACGGCGUACUGACACAUCUGAGGGGGAAAGCGGAAUCAAGCAAUGGUGUGGUGAAGGUGUCUGACUUCAUUCAUUUACAACUUGAUCUAUUGCCAUCAAGACACAGUGUCUAACAGAUCACCUUUCUUAAGGUGUAAAUAAAAAUACAUUUGUCAGAUAAAGAAUGUGUAACAAUAAAUGUAUAUUUCUGUCAAACAUUGUAAUUUGAUGAGAACUGAGUUUGUAUGUGUAUGUUUGUAAGUGCGUGCACAUUAGAAUUUUUGCAUUCCUGCAUGUGUGAGUGUGUGUGUGUGCAUAUGUGUGUGUGCACUCUCCAGAGACCCUGCCCCAGCCCUUGGAACAGGCCCUCCCACAGAUGGUCCUGCUGGGUCACCGGGUGCCAGGAUGUUAAAGGCUUCCUCCACACACACGGACACUACACACACACACACUAUAUAUAUAUAUAUAUAUAUAUAUACCAUUAUUUCUAGUUAUUUACAGCAUGCUUUCGAGGUGCUUUGUUGUGCAAUGCAGUAAGCAGUCCAUUGCUUUUC
This is a messenger RNA of Osmerus eperlanus (European smelt), 1167 nucleotides long. Its product is annotated as ropporin-1-like. The transcript is spliced from 6 exons. NCBI's taxonomy places the organism in Eukaryota, Metazoa, Chordata, Actinopteri, Osmeriformes, Osmeridae. Gene Ontology annotation, cellular component: cytoplasm; motile cilium. Gene Ontology annotation, biological process: sperm capacitation. Bases 124 to 747 code for a protein of 207 amino acids. The record is from RefSeq and is a predicted model, not a curated record.